CACAUAAAGUCUGGAUAUAAGCCAUCUGAGGAUAGAAAUUAAUCAAAGGGAAAAAAAAUCCCUAUCCCUCCCUCUGAAGAGAUGGGUUUUAGGAGCUAUCAUGUAGAGGACAAAAACCUUUGCUUCCAAGCUCCUACUUUCAUUGAAUGGCUCAAGCCAUCUUCCUCUCCUAAUUCUUCUUCACUAUCCUCUUCGUCGUCGUCGUCAUCAUCAUCAUCAUCUUUAUCUUCUUCUUCUUCUUCUUCCUCUUCUUCCUCUUCUGUGACUAAACAAGUGCAGUUUAUAAACCCCAUGACCAUCUUGAAACUGCCUGUCUCAUUUCAACAGCAGCAACAAGAAAUUGUGCAGGAAACUAUUCAAUGCCUACCACUUUUGAGCAGGCUUUCAGAGAACAAACCAUUGAAAGAGGAAGAUGCUGGAAUGAAAAAGGAGAUCAAUAUUGGGAUUAAGGAAGAGAAGAUAGAGAAAGUCACGGUUUCCUUGCACAUUGGGUUGCCUAACACCGGAGAUCCUGUUAUUGAGAACAAGGUUUUUAAGGGAGAAGAACCCAUCAAGAAAACCUUCCAUGGGUGUUCUUUCAACACAGAGAGUAGGUUUUGGAUCCCAACUCCAGCGCAGAUCCUCGUCGGCCCGAUGCAGUUUGCUUGCUCCAUAUGUAGCAAGACGUUCAAUAGGUAUAACAACAUGCAGAUGCAUAUGUGGGGGCAUGGCUCUGAAUAUAGGAAAGGGCCAGAUUCACUUAAAGGAACACAACCAGCAGCAAUGCUAAGGCUGCCAUGCUAUUGCUGUGCUCAAGGCUGCAAAAACAACAUCAACCAUCCUCGAGCUAAGCCAUUGAAAGACUUCAGAACACUUCAAACUCACUACAAAAGGAAGCACGGCGCAAAGCCCUUCAUGUGCAGGAAAUGUGGCAAAACGUUUGCUGUCAAAGGGGAUUGGAGAACUCACGAAAAGAAUUGUGGCAAAUUAUGGUAUUGCACUUGUGGCUCUGAUUUUAAACACAAAAGAUCCUUGAAAGAUCACAUUAGGUCUUUUGGCAAAGGCCAUUCCCCUCACCCUUCUCUUGAAGGAUUUGAAGAUGACAAGGAAUGCAUCACUGGUUCAGAAGACGAAUUCGCUCACUAGAUCCCUGGUUGAUCAUCGAUCAAGUGCCUUUUGCAAAGCUUUUUAAUUUUCUUUUCAAUGUUUUAGCUUGUUUGGAGAUUUAGCUUUGAAAGUUUCUUAGGUUUCAUCCAAGCUCGUGCUCGGUAACAAAAAAUUCUCAAACAAAGAUUGCACGAAGGCAAGAGAGGGAGCGGUUUGCUACGGAGCACUUGCUGAGAGAUGAGCCUUGGUAAACUUUUUUGGAAACCUUGUGGUAGCGUUAAUGGGAAUAAACAAAAAAAAAAGGGUUACCUCAAGUGGUGAAGUAGAUGAAUUUUCUUCUCUUCAAAUGAUGAAGAUUUCCAAAAGAUUCUAUCACUUUUCUAAGGGAGAAAAUUUAUCCGCUUCAUUGCUAACUGGUAACCUUUAAUAGCUAGGAGGAUUGUAUUGUUUUCUGGACAAUUAUUAUCUUUUCUGUUUA
This is a messenger RNA of Theobroma umbraticum, 1564 nucleotides long. It is a transcript of the gene WIP3, whose product is annotated as WIP domain protein 3. NCBI's taxonomy places the organism in Eukaryota, Viridiplantae, Streptophyta, Magnoliopsida, Malvales, Malvaceae. The record is from RefSeq and is a predicted model, not a curated record. Gene Ontology annotation, cellular component: nucleus. Gene Ontology annotation, biological process: regulation of gene expression; anatomical structure development. Gene Ontology annotation, molecular function: DNA-binding transcription factor activity.